Messenger RNA from Sphaeroforma arctica JP610, 798 nucleotides. RefSeq lists its product as hypothetical. Lineage: Eukaryota; Ichthyosporea; Ichthyophonida. The transcript is spliced from 2 exons. The record is from RefSeq and is a predicted model, not a curated record. Gene Ontology annotation, cellular component: mitochondrion. Gene Ontology annotation, biological process: RNA methylation. Gene Ontology annotation, molecular function: rRNA (uridine-2'-O-ribose)-methyltransferase activity. Bases 181 to 798 code for a protein of 205 amino acids.
GUAAAUAUAUAUGUUUAUAUUGUUUUUUGUAGAAAAAAAUGGUACGCACUGUAAGGUGCCAUCGCAAAGUAUCCCUUCUCCGGUAAGAUCCCGUGAUGUUCACAGCCUUCUGUAUGAUUCAGAAGACUCUGCCAUGUGUUUAUGAACUGAUUUAUACCACUAGUCUCUACUAGACCCAAUAUGACUAGGCCUAUCGGGAUUUCCCAUUGUACCUGUUCAGGGCUCUGGAGGUCUGGGAGUGUUCCUUAUUAUCCCAAAACAUCUUUUGGCGGUGUGUGUGGUGCGAAUAGGUUAAGAACACCAUUGCACUGUCCGCCUUUAUUAGAGAGGUCGUUUCUACACCAAGAUUAUUCCACAAGUAGGAAAGUGACGAAGCGAAGCACAAGCACAAACACCAAAGCAAAAGUCAAUACAAUUAAUAGUAGUAAAAGCACCGGGAAAGGUAGUACAGGCUGUUCCAAACAAGGCAACAAUGUCACAUCCAAAGGAAAGAGACCUACAGGCUCCUCUGCACAAUGGAUUAAACGGCAACUCGCUGAUCCCUGGGCCAAAUUAGCGGCAGACAGUCACUAUGCGAGUAGAAGUGCAUUUAAACUGCAGCAGAUUGACGAUAAACAUCGGUUCCUAAAGCCGGGCAGGACUGUGAUAGACUGUGGCGCUCGACCCGGGGGGUGGUCACAAGUGUCCGUGGAACGAUGCUGCAGACCACCGAAGAAUCGGAGUGUGAAAAACUUUGUGCCUGGUGUAGUCAUCAGCGUCGAUAUAUGCGGUAUGGGACUAAUUUUCAGAGGUGUAUGA